AUGGGUAAACGAAAACGUCCAGAGCCGGAAUCAUUAGAGUUGAGAAUAGGGACCAACUUCGAAGGUUUGAAAAAUAUCUGUGUGGGGAUUCUGGAGGAUUACAAGAACAAAGUUGUUACGCAUGAUUUUAUAUGUAGUUAUUUCGAAAGGGCCAACGACUUGAGCAGAGAGCAGACGGAGGAGUUACUCAAGAACUUGGUUUUGGAUAAUGUCAUCAUGGAGGUGAAGAGGAAGAGCAAUGGUCUCCAUGAAUAUAAACUGACCGGUAAAAAAACCGGUGGUGGUGAAGCAAGAGCUGGAGCUUUAGCAUCGGUGCCUUGCGGGGCUUGUCCUCAUAUAGGAAUAUGUUCACCCGACGGAGCUAUCUCUCCGACUACAUGUACUUAUUUCCAAAAAUGGUUAGACUUUUAG
This is a messenger RNA of Microthlaspi erraticum, 411 nucleotides long. The record is from the annotation of a GenBank genome assembly. NCBI's taxonomy places the organism in Eukaryota, Viridiplantae, Streptophyta, Magnoliopsida, Brassicales, Brassicaceae.